Myripristis murdjan (pinecone soldierfish) is the source of this 6425-nucleotide messenger RNA. It is a transcript of the gene cttnbp2, whose product is annotated as cortactin binding protein 2. Gene Ontology annotation, biological process: protein dephosphorylation. Bases 194 to 5209 code for a protein of 1671 amino acids. Gene Ontology annotation, molecular function: protein phosphatase 2A binding. Gene Ontology annotation, cellular component: actin cytoskeleton. The record is from RefSeq and is a predicted model, not a curated record. NCBI's taxonomy places the organism in Eukaryota, Metazoa, Chordata, Actinopteri, Holocentriformes, Holocentridae. The transcript has 23 exons.
UUCGCAUCUGGAUUUUCGCGUCGAUCCACGCCCACGGGACCGCCCGCUUCUCCUCAGCCAGUCCGCACUCUUCUUUGAGGUUUCAAGUCUUGACGCGAGAGACCUGUCCUGCUCUGCCGUCGCUCUUUCACUUUGUCGUUCUUGUCUUUCUCUCAAUGGCCGAUGUGAUUUGCAUUCAGCAGCGCAAUAGUUAAUGAGUGCCGGAUGCGCCCUCACUCCAGCAGACCGCUACAGUACGAAGAUGGCGUCGGAGGGAGCCAGCGGGGAGCAGCCUCCUCCGGUACAAACACUGGCAACCACCGUGCUGGGAAGUGUCGACGCGAAAUGUGAGUUCAACAUGGAUAACCUGAGCAAGCCAGAGCUGCUCACCCUGCUGAGUAUCAUGGAGGGGGAGCUGGAGGCCCGCGACCUGGUCAUAGAGGCCCUGAGGGCACGUAGGAAGGAGGUGUUUCUCCAGGAGCGCUACGGCCACUACAGCCUGACCGACCCCUUCCUGGCACUGCAGAGGGACUUUGAGUGUGGGGUCCCUGGGGCUGACAAGGAGAGACGGCCCUUGGGCUCCAGCCCGAUCUCUGUCCUGGAGGCUGUCAUGGCCCACUGCAGGAAGAUGCAGGAGCGCAUGUCAGCACAGCUGGCUGCUGCUGAGAGCCGCCAGAAGAGGCUGGAGAUGGAGAAGCUACAGCUCCAGAGUCUUGAGCAGGAGCACCGCAAGCUGACGGCACAACUGAAAGACGAACGUGAAAAGAACAAGCAUAUAGUGAUGAUGCUGGUGCGUGAAUGCAAACAGUUAGCCACGCGGGUGGUGGAGGAGUCGCAGCGCUUCGACGAGCUCCAAGCUCGCCUGGAUGAGGAGAGCCGCAUGUCCGGCCGACUGCAGGAGGAGCUGAGCACCGAGCGGCAGCGCAGCCAACAGAUGGAGGCCAAAAUGGAGAAGCAGCUGUCAGAGUUUGACACAGAACGGGAGCAGCUGCGCGCCAGGCUAGGCCGCGAGGAGGCCGAGAGCCACAGCCUGCGACGACAGGUGGAGCAGCUCAGGACUGAACGGGUCGAUGGGAAGGAUGGUGCCACCAUCAGUCAGCCUGCCGCUGCUACUGCAGCAGAAGCUGCUCUCACGACUAGCACGCCACCCAAACCCAAGGCCCUGACUUCUGUCGCCGUGGCCACAGAUCCCAUCAGCUCUCGGACGACAUCUUGCCAAACUGACCUGGCCCCCACUGAAGUGGAGGGCACCAAGAAGACACCUCUCACCAUCCCCGUCAAACCUACCCCUGCCAAUUAUGUGGGCCUGAGCCUGCCCAAAUCAGCCGGCCGGGGGAUCGUCCAUAGCAGCUCAGGAGGACUGGCUCAGACAGAGAAUGGCUCAGAAGGCCAGACACCCCAUGGCCUGCCCAGCGGGGUCAGCCCGCGAGUCCAGGCAGCCCGCUACAAGUUCCAGGAACAGGACCAAAACGGCACAGCCUCCCAGAGUCCUCCAGCCCGCGAUCUCUCCCCCACCAACCGUGACAACUUUGCCGCCAAGCAGCAGGCGCGUCACACUGUCACGCAGGUCCUCUCACGCUUCACCAGCCCUCCAGCAGGGGGCACUGGGCCUCUGCGUCCAGGCCUGCCCCACUCUGCCUCAGAGGGAGGCCCUUUCCCCAGCCGCCUGAGCCACCCCAUUGGCCUCAAGUCACCCACAGUGGCCAGGAUCGACAGGGGAAACCCGCCACCCAUCCCGCCCAAAAAGCCUGGGCUGUCCCAGACCCCCUCCCCACCUCACCCACCCAUCAAAGUAGUGGGGGACGGCAGCCGCUCUCCUGGGGCUGGGCUAAAACCAGCCACGCCCCAGCUGCCGCCCAAACCUGCCCUGGACCUGGUCCCAGCCCUGACAGCCUCUCAGGUGGGUGCCUGCCCCCCCUCCCGCUCCCCUGGGUGUGUCCAGGGGCCUCAGCGGCAGCCGGCAGCAUGUGCAGAGUGCCCCCCUGUCAUCAGCCCCGCCACCACUGUCAGUAGCCCCUCCAUAAACCCCCCCUCCACCUCCUCCUCCGCUAGUGCUCCAUCCUCCCGUAGCCCCUGUGCCCCAGCAGGCAGCCCCUUGGCAACAGCAUCAGGCUGGUGUCCCUCCAUAGUCUCUUCUCUAAGCAGCGGUGGGCCUGCUGCCCUGGACGGCAGGCACCCCAUGCUCCUCCAAGCUGCUUCCCAGGGAAAUGUCACUUUAUUGUCAAUGCUGCUUAACCAACCAGACCCGACCACCAACACCACCUCUACCAUGAACACCACCUCUACCACCACCAUGGAGAACAAGCCCAGUCAUCUCGACCAAGACCACCACAACCACAACCACAAUCACAAUCACAACCACAACCACAACCACAACCAAACAUCUGCCUUGUUUGCUGCUGCCCAGAAUGGACACACAGAGUGUGUGAAGCUGCUGCUGUCUUAUGGCUCGUCUGCUAAUGUUUCGGAUGAAAAUGGAUUCACGCCUUUACACUUAGCUGCCGCCCAUGGCCACAGCAACUGUGUGGAGGUGCUGCUGUCUGCAGGAGCUGCUGUGGACGAGGCGGCGGCGGGGGGGCAGACCUCCCUCUUCCUGGCCAGUGAAGCAGGAAGGUUGGACUGCAUCCGUGUCCUGCUCGGCGCCGGAGCCAACCGCUCGUGCACCACCACCGACGGCUGCACGGCUUUGCAUGCGGCGGUUGGUGCAGGACACAUGGACUCGCUGCGUCUCCUCCUCUGCCACCCAGUCCAGCAUGACCCUGCUGUGACCCUGGACUCUGACACCCUGACACUACCCGCCACCUUGCUCAACCAGGCCAACACAGACGGGUGGACGGCAGCACACAUGGCUGCUGCCCGGGGCCUCAAGGAGUGUCUGGAGGUACUGUGCAGCCACACUGAACAGGACAUUGAGAGGAGGGAUAAGUGUAAUCGUACCAUUCAUGAUGUGGCGACCGACGACUGCAAAGACCUGCUGGAAAACCUGCACUCCUACAGGGUCCUGGUGCGUCUCCAGUGUUCCGGUGGAGGAGGAGGUACAGAGUCCAUGUGUCCAGUGGAGGCACUGGAAGAGGAGGCGGAGGGCGGUGCCAGCAGUCUGCUGGUGCUGGGCAGGGUGUGUGUGGACCGGACGACGCGCUGGGCUCAGCUGGGCAUUGCUCUCGGCCAGGCCCUCACCUCCCACCUCCAGCUCCUCUGCAGAGACUCUCAGCAGGCCAGGGAGGAGGCGCAGCACCCCCUGCUUGGCCUCAGCCCUGCCAGCGUUGCCUCUGUCCUCAUCGGAGACACGGUGUGGUUGCCAGGGCAGGAGCUGCCUUUAUCCCCCUGGGACCUGGUCAGAAAGCCUCUCAGCCAGCGCAUUACCGUCCGUCUCAAAGGUCUGUCUGAUUCGUGUCUGGAUGAGCUGGCACUCGAAUCCCUCCUCCCCCUGCCGCUGCUGCACAACUACGUCCGCCUGGUGGAACAGUAUGGGAACCUCAUCUUCCACGGGCUGGAGGACAGCUGCCAGGUCUAUAUAGCCAAUCUGAUCGCUCGCUGUAUCAAGUCCAAGCAGGAGGCGAUGGGAGUCGGCUGUGACGUGGUGAAGGUGGAGGUGGAGGAGAGCCUGACCAAAGAGCAGCUGCUGGAGACUUUCAUCAAUUGCGGCUUCCUGGUACCUGCAGGGGGGUCGGGGAACGGCGAGCCAGCGGGUCAUACUGGUCACUGUGUGGUGGUUCUGCUGGAGGGACUGGAGAGGGCUUCCUCCCUGUCCAGCCUGCUUGGCGACCUCUGCCACAGUUUGGACAACAGGGGCUCGGGCUACCCGCUGGCCUUGCACAACGGUCCCCACCACUUCCAGGAAGGCAGCUUCCUGAUCGGCACAUUGUCCAAACCCCGCCUCCAGGGCUCAGAGCUCCGCCUUCAGCAGCAUUUCCGCUGGGCGACGCUGCGAUGGGACCAGGAGCCGCUGCAUGGCCUGCUGGGAAGGCACCUCCGCAGGAAGCUGCUUCACAAGAUGGGGACAGGAGUUUGGGCGCCCGAGGGCAUCAUGGAGCGCUCAGUGUUGUGGGUGAGCCAGGUUUGGCAGCAGCUCAACGCCUGUCUGUCCCGUCUGGGAACCCAUGAAGCUUUGCUGGGCCCCCAGCACUUCCUGUCCUGCCCCGUUGUUCCACACAACACGCAGGCCAUUGUCAAGUGGCUGGCUCGGCUUUGGAACGCUGUAGUCGUCCCUCGUGUGGAGGAAGCCAUUGUCUCCCGGGUAACAGCCAAGCGCUCCUCAUCCUCCUCAUCGCCGUCGUCCCAGCGACCGUCUCCUAGCAACCGCGGGCUGAGCACUGGCCAGCAGGCUGUGGUGAAAGCUGCCCUCAGCAUCCUGGUCAACAAGGCCGUUCUGUUAGGCUGCCCCCUGCCUAGACAUGAGGUCGACAGGUACCUGCUGGAGUUUCGGGGCGGGACCUUCCCUCUGUCAGCCAUUGGAUCCUGUAAAGAAAGCGGAGGCAGAGGAGGCAGGAAGGGGCGGGACAGUGGCAUGUGGAGACGAGCCAAUACCAGCCCUCGGAAGAAGGCAACCCCCUCCUCCAACUGGAGCUGCAGCGGCUCCCUGAGAGAGGGCUCUCUGUCCAACACUGAUGUCCACCUAAUCUCCAGUGGUAACGUCCAGAGGGAGCCUUUAGGUCUGUCUCUCUUCUCUGAUGAUGAGACUGAUCUGAUCCGAGAACUACAGACCAUGUGCUCCAGCAAGUCAGAGCCAGACAUCAGCAAGAUCGCCCAGACCAAAGACGACUUCAUUGUGUUCUCCGGCUCCUCCAGAGGAGCGGCGCCGCCCCGCAGAACCGAGCAGGAAGCCACCAUCCAGCCACAAGCACAGACGGCCGCCGUGCGCCAGUCCAGCCGCAGCCCGGCCCAGACAGCCGCCCCGAGCGGCGACCGGCGCUCAGCCCCCCGCGCCAAGUCCCAGCUCCCCGUCCCGAGCAGCAGGGGGCAGCAGACGCGAGCCGCCACAUCGGCCAUCAGCAGCAGCAUCAGUAACGGCAGCAGCAGCAGCCCCAGCCGAACCCAGACGCCCGCCAACCGCAGCAGAACCACCGGCAGCAGCAAAACAAAGCAGGCUCCGCCCAGCAGCAGCAGCAGCAGCAGCAGCAACAACAACAACAACAACAACUACCGCAACAGCGUCAACGCCAACAGCCAAACGCAUGAGGACAUCUGGAUCCUCCACAGAGACCUGCAUGAAAACAACAACAACAAGUAGACAUCUUCCUCCCUCCCCCUCCUCCUCCUCCUCCUCCUCCACACCGCUGUGAACCUCCCUCCAUGAUGUAAAGAUUAGACCCAUGACGACCUUUGACCUUUUAGUAUUUGUACUUGUUAUCCGUACUUGUUACACUGUACUACAGUUGUGUACUUGGGGACCAUAGUUUUAUUCUACUACAGUAUUGAAGUAUUGAGCGUUAGGAGGGGAAACAGAGAGAUUUGCAGGGAAAUUAUGUGAGCAACGUAGAAGGUAAGGUAACAAGGCGAUUUUACCACUGCCUUAUUUCAGUGUAUGAACAUGUGGAUUAACCUAUGGGAAAGUAUUGUAUGUAUCCACUACAAAGAUACUGCCUGUGAAAUCUAAGAUGUGACAAAAUACUGGAUUGGUGGAAACCAUGGAAAGACAGAACUACCACAGUAUUUUUGCGUACUUCCUUCUCCAUAGAUGAAUCCACUGGAAUAAGGCCGCUGUCAGAGUUACUAAGGUACUCACACAGGUUUUACCUUUUGGUGAAAGUGUUUCUGGAUCAAAGUAAGAACACGCAGGUUAAUUAUUAUUUUUAUUAUUAUUAUUUUAUUUUUUUUUGCUAUUAAGUAUUUUCAGAUAUUCAAGUGUUUUAUCUUUAAAUAGUUGCAAGGUGGUUUUAAAUACUGUUGAAAAUUAAUCAGGGUUUUACCAAAUAUAUUUGUAAAUAAGAAUUAGUAACUUUAAAUGGUAUAUAGAUUGGUGUAUGUGGUAUGACGCUUGUACAGUGAAGAAAACUUAAAGCAAAACUGCUGAAAAAACAAAAAACAAAACAACUUGUACAUAGUGUUUGUAAAACGAGUUUGGUUCUGAACCUUUCACUUGUUUCAAAGUGAAGGGAAUGUGGCAAUAAGUAAAUAAAUUGCAUAAACAUGCGACAUCCUCUGUCAACUGUAAGCCAUAAUAAAUAUUUUAAAUAUCUUUGAUUUCACCCGAGUCAUGGUUCGAUUCAGCCGCAGUUGAGCCCUAAGUUGUGAUUAACAAACCAUUUUUUGUUUUGUUUUGGUCCACCUCCACUUCCCAUUACCACUCACAACACAUACAUAUAUACAGUGUGUGUAUAUAUAUAUAAAUCUAAUGUACAGAAGAGAUUUUAGUCAACCUAUGGUGUUGAUCUGUAUCAUAGCUGUCUGAGGUUUAAAGAAUUGUCUUUGAAGCACAAACAUUAAAACGGCACAGUUCAAAAAUC